Penicillium cosmopolitanum is the source of this 3156-nucleotide messenger RNA. RefSeq lists its product as uncharacterized. The record is from RefSeq and is a predicted model, not a curated record. Gene Ontology annotation, molecular function: protein binding. The transcript is spliced from 3 exons. Bases 1 to 3156 code for a protein of 1051 amino acids. Lineage: Eukaryota; Fungi; Ascomycota; Eurotiomycetes; Eurotiales; Aspergillaceae.
AUGAGUCAACUCGAAAGCCAUCUUCUUGCCUCCAAUGAAGGUCAAGGGUCACUAUUCGCCAAUACUGGCCCUGGUUCUCAGAACAACAACACUGGUGGCGGAACACAGCAUAAUACCGGGAUCCUCAACUCACUGACCUUCGAUGGAAUGAGGAGUCGACACGCAAACAUCAGAAGAAGACAUAAAAACACAUGCCAGUGGGUACUGGGUUUGGAGAAAUACCGAUCAUGGAUGGCAAGUACUUCCGGUCUGCUAUGGAUCAAGGGAAAGCCAGGCACUGGGAAAUCUACCUUGAUGGUCUUUCUGCAUGAGCAGUUAAGCUAUUCACGUUCAGAGAGUCAUGUCAUUCACCUCAACUUUUUCUUCUAUGCCAGGGGCAAAUAUUUACAACACACGCAGCUUGGAAUGCUCAGAUCAUUGCUUUACCAAAUCUUUAAUCGUGAUGAGAGCAUACGCAAAACUGUUCGCGAGUUCUACAAACAGAAUGUUGGGCUUGAUGUUGGACCUGGACAUGAAUGGGAAUUGUCCCAAUCACAAUUGGAAGAAGCAUUCCAGAAAGCUGUUCUUGCUUCGGCUUCCGUAAAUCAGGUGGUCAUUUUUGUCGAUGCGUUGGACGAAGCUGGAGCCACAUCGGCUCUGGGGCUGGCAACUUACUUCCAUGAACUGAAUGCAAGUGCGGAGAAAGAAAAUCUCAAGCUCAAAAUUUGCAUCUCAUGCCGGCACUAUCCAGUUCCGAGCUCUCGGCCUGCUGUGGAGAUCACAGUCGAAAAUCAUAAUCACGGAGAUAUCACCAAUUACUUGCAAGACCAUCUAUCUACGAGCCCGGCCAUUCGUGGUCAGCAGCUGGCAGAUAAAUUGAUCGAACAAGCCGGAAACAUGUUCCAAUGGGCCUGCGUCAUUUUGCCAUUUGUUCAGCAAAAGCUUGCAGAGGGAGACUCGCCUGAAGUCGUUUUCAACUGGCUGAAAGAAGUUCCAACCCCGCGAGAAGAUAUGAAUGACACUUAUCAAUACAUUUUGGACCAUGUUAUAACGGACUGGAAUUGGGCUCAAUCCUUUCUACUUUUUCAGUGGGUGUAUCUAGCCGAAAGACCUCUGACUCUGCUCGAAAUUCGGUACGCCCUGACAGUUUCUAACGCACGGGCGACACAUGCCAAAAAGGGAUACAAUGGCUUGGAAUAUGCCCUCGAAGCAGAGAAUUUUGGCUCGAAAAUCAAAGCUCUUUCUGGUGGCCUAGCUGAACUUGUAUCCGUUGAAGACAACCGACAGAUUAUACAAGUCAUUCAUCAAUCUGUCAACGACUUUUUGUGUGAAAAGGGACUGCCUUGGUUGGCUGCUCGUGUCAGAGGUAGACCCUUAUUGGCCACCGGUGAUGAGAUUAUUCUUGAAUGCCAGGCAACACUCUAUCGAUCAUGCUUGGACUAUCUCACCAUUGAGCUGUUAAAAGGAUUGGAAGUACGCGAGUUUGAAGACGACAGGGCAGAACAACUGUGGAUUGAAGAAGAGAAAGAGGAAGUCCUUCAAGGCCGACCAUUUAUCCACUACGCAGUCACCUAUCUUUUCGUCCAUGCUGGAAAAGCCCAGAGUUUGCGUACCAACAAUCUAGAGGAUGACCUGCGAGAGCUCGAACGCAUAUUUGACCUAUGGUUCAGGAUUUAUUACACGAUUGAUACUUCCAGAUGCCCCCCAAAGAAUUCAAAGCUCGUUCACAUAGCGGCCGCCGUCAACAUGAACGAUAUAAUAGAAGUUCUUCUCACUUCAAAGACAGAAAAUGACGCAGAGACGGAUUCUAAUGGUAGCACUCUCAUGCAUAUCGCAGCUCAAUACGGCCAUAUGGAACUGGCAAGAUCAUUGCGAUCGAGAGGCUUCAGCUGCAUGGUAAAGAACAAGCGCGAUGAGACACCACUGCUUUUGGCCAUACAGUAUGACAAUUUGGAGAUCGCUCGAUGGCUUUUGGACGAAAUAAAGGAUUCGAAAGCAGCCAGCGAGAUUGACAUUGCAUUACAAGAAGCCUCUUUUAAGCGUCAGCGGGACAUGGUCUGGCUACUCAAAGCUACUGGUGCCAACGUCAAUUUUCAGGGAGGUAAAUAUGGCUCUGCUCUCCAGGCUGCUGCAUCUUCAGGGAGCGCCAAUAUUGUGAAGAUCUUAUUACUGGCUAAAGCCAACGGGGGCAAAUUCAACACAGCUCUCCAGGCAGCUGCAUUUUGCGCGGGCCCUGACGUUGUCAAAAUUCUUCUGGAUGCUGGUGCCAAGGUUGACUUAUGUGGAGGGAAAUACGGAACUGCGCUACAGGCGGCUGCACGGAAUCGAGAGAUUGAGAGCGUUAAGCUCCUAUUACACUUUGGCGCCGAUGUAAACCAACGGGGUGGUAAAUAUGAGACCGCUCUACAAGCCGCCGCAGCUUCGGGGAGUGACAUUAUUGUUAAGUGCUUAAUAAACGCUCACGCCGACGUCAAUUUAAAGGGAGGCAAAUAUGGGUCAGCUCUCCAGGCUGCCGCAGUUUGGGGGAACGUUGAAGUUUUGAGAAUACUGCUGGAAGCUGAUGCCGAUGUUCAUUCAGGUGGAAAGGAUGAAGCCCCGGCUCUUCAAAAUGCUGCGUCGAUGGGCGAUCUUGAUUUGGUGAAGCUCCUACUGGAAUUUGGCGCUGAUGUCAACCAAAGAGGGGGGAAACACGAAACCGCUUUACAGGCUGUGGCAUACGAUGGUAACAUCGCUGUUUUGAAGUGUCUCAUAGAGGCCAAAGCUAAUGUCAGGCUGAAAGGGGGCAAAUAUGGAACUGCUCUCCAGGCUGCCGCCUGUCGCGGGAAUGCUGAAUGUGUGACGAUGAUACUAAACGCUGAUGAGAUCGUCAAUGUCAAUGCCCAUGGAGGUAUGCAUGGCAGUGCGUUACAUGCCGCCGUUAUGUGUGGGAGUUCUGAUACCGCGAAGAUCCUCAUCGAGGCUGGAGCCAAUGUUCAUGCAAAUGUUGGUCUUAAGACCACUCCGCUGGAAAUUGCCUGUUUUAAUAGAAGACCUGAUAUGAUGCGAAUCCUAUUGGAAGCCGAUUCUAAUGUCAAAACAAAUAGAGAGAGAUAUUCUCUAGCUCUCCAUCUUGCUUUGGAGAAAGGGUUUGAAGAAGAGGCAAGGAUAUUGAAAAAUGCUGGUGUAUCUAGGUUCUAG